GCCCCGCGGCGGCGCGCGGCGCUCCCGCCUCCGGCCCCUCCACUGCGGCGGACACGGCACGGGCGGCACCGGCGGGAAGGUCCGGGCCGAUGGUGGGAGGCAGCCCCCGGCGGAGCCCGGCCGCACGCCAUGCCCUGGAGCGUCCGCUGGGUCGGCGGCUGCGGCGCCCAGUCCCAGAAGCAGUGCAAGAAAUCCUCCUUCGCCUUCUACCAGGCGGUGAGGGACCUGCUGCCCGUCUGGUUCCUGGAGGACAUGCGGACCAUGGAGGCCUUCCACUGGGAGGACGGGGGCAAGGUGAGCGUGUACUCGCCCUCGGAGGCGCUGCUCUACGCGCUGGUGCACGACCACCAGCCCUACGCCCGGCACCUGCUCACUAAGUUCCCCCAGAGCGCCCUGGCCGUGCCCAGCCAAAGCUUCAGCUGCUGCCAGUCAGCCCCGCACCUGGCCAUGGCCGUCCGCUACAACCGCGUCCGGGUGCUCUUCCGAAUCCUCAAGGCCCUCCAAGCCUUGCCCCCGAGUGACAGAGCCGCCCACCUGGACCGCCAGGGCUGCAGCCGCGUGGAGGGCGGCAAGACAGCCUUGCACAUGGCCUGCGAACUGGUGCGGCCCGAGUGUCUGCUCCUGCUGCUGGGGCACGGCGCGGCGCCCUGCCUGCAGGACAGUGCUGGGAACACCCCCCUCGACACCCUGCUGCAGCAGAUCUCCCACAUGCCGGCAGCUAACAUGCGUGCCAAGCUCCUCUGCCUCGACUGCCUCUUCUUCUUCGUGCCUCAGGACCUCAAGUUUGCAAUGAAACAGCAACUGUUGGACAACCGGCAGCAGUGGCAGGACCUCCUGGGAGAGAACAGGUUCCAGUGCCUGGUGGGCUUAGCUCCCCCAUCACUGUUUGUCAGAGCCAUGCGUGUCUUGAUCAGGACCAUUUCACCUGAGCACUUCCCAGAGGCUCUGGAUAAUCUGCCUCUGCCUCAUUUUCUAAAGCCUUUGGACUUGAAACUGGAGAGCUAGAGGGGUGGUAUGAGAGCCUAUUGUGGUAUGAGAGCCUCCUGCUCACCUGACAGAAAUAGACUUGUGCUAAAAAUGUAUCAUUAUACAAAGCUGCUAAUGCAGUGGCCAAGUAUCUGUUUUACUGAGAACAGUAUUUUUUAAAAGAACUGUAUCUGGCACUUUACAAUAUAUUUUAUUUAAAGAUCCUUGUGAGGUGAGGGCCAUGCUGCAUUUUAUAAAGAUGUUCUAUGGCAUGUACAAAUGAGGGUAUGGGGAAGAACAUAUUUGUAAAUACAUCUGAAUAAAUCA
Vidua chalybeata is the source of this 1293-nucleotide messenger RNA. It is a transcript of the gene ANKRD9, whose product is annotated as ankyrin repeat domain 9. The transcript has 2 exons. Bases 130 to 1005 code for a protein of 291 amino acids. Lineage: Eukaryota; Metazoa; Chordata; Aves; Passeriformes; Viduidae. Gene Ontology annotation, molecular function: protein binding. The record is from RefSeq and is a predicted model, not a curated record.